Panicum virgatum (switchgrass) is the source of this 993-nucleotide messenger RNA. RefSeq lists its product as uncharacterized. Lineage: Eukaryota; Viridiplantae; Streptophyta; Magnoliopsida; Poales; Poaceae. The transcript has a single exon. The record is from RefSeq and is a predicted model, not a curated record. Gene Ontology annotation, biological process: shoot system development; root development. The coding region runs from base 145 to 864 and encodes 239 amino acids.
UGCUGUCUACAAGGUCAGCGAUGUCACUUCUUCAGCUUGUUCUGUUAUAUAUAGAGGCAAGCCAUAGCCGGAUGGACACCAUUGCAACAGCUUCUCUUGUUUUCCACUUCUAGAGAAAAGCAAAGCAAUACAUCCACUACAGCCAUGGCUUGCCACCUGAGAUCAGCCAGUGUGCCUUCCAGUCCUCACUCCAAUGGCAUCGAUGUCGAAGAACAGCUCCAGAGCUUGAGAGCAACUAUCUCUUCAUCUUCUUCAACCAUUGGAACCAUAUGUGAUGGUUUGAGGAAGAUUGGAGAAGUGUACAACCACAUUGGUGAGAUUGCAAGCCUCCCGAGCAGCCAACUUAAACGGCAGAGGAAGGCAGUGGAGCAAGAGCUCGAGCGCUCACUUUCCGUGCUUGACCUUUGCAACGCCAUGCAAGGGAGCUUUGGAGAACUCAAGGAAAGCAUCCUGGACAUGCAGCUGGCUCUCAAGAGAGGAGAUGAUGCAGCUGUUCAGACCAAGAUCCAGUCCUACCUCCGUGUGGCAAAGAAGACACAAAAACUAUUCAAGCAGAUCAGCAAGAAGUCUGCUGCAGUUGAGCAGGAAAGCUCCAAGUUGAUCAAGAUGAUGUCUGAAGCCUGGGAGAUUGCUGCCUCGAUGCUGGAAUCUUCCUCGCAACUCUUGUCAAAGCAAGUUGCCAUACCAAGUUAUAGCAAGUGGUCUCUCGUCUCCAAGGCAUUCCAGAAGAGAAGAGCUGUGUGCGAGGUGGAGCAGUUGCAGGAGUUGGAGUUGGACAUUGUUGAUCUUGAGAGCGGAGUUGAGACUUUGUUCAGGAUAAUGAUCCAGAGCAGGGUUUCUCUUCUGAAUGCUCUUAGCCUGUAGGUCAUACACCAACUCAGUAGAUUCCUUGUGAUUAGCAUCCGCCUUUUAGAGGAUUGGCUAAUCAUUAAAACAAAAUUUUGAUGUAUAUAUGAGAAAAUGUACAUGAAUAUACUCGAUGGGAAAGCGUAA